Fonsecaea multimorphosa CBS 102226 is the source of this 306-nucleotide messenger RNA. RefSeq lists its product as uncharacterized. The coding region runs from base 1 to 306 and encodes 101 amino acids. The transcript is spliced from 2 exons. The record is from RefSeq and is a predicted model, not a curated record. NCBI's taxonomy places the organism in Eukaryota, Fungi, Ascomycota, Eurotiomycetes, Chaetothyriales, Herpotrichiellaceae.
AUGGAACCAAAGCCCGGAUACAUCGCAAUGCUCGCCGAGAACGGAAACUUUCGCGACAUGUUCUGGAACGACAAAAAGAAGCAGAAGACAAAAGGCAGCAGCCAGUCGUGGUCUAUGGACAAUAACCCUGCAAGUGCAGUUGACCACGGAGAAACCCAAGAAAAGCGAAGCGAUGGGAUCUCAGAAGAGCCAUUAGAGGCAGAGACGGAGACUCAGGACGACAGGACACAGGACACAGACGUUACCAAAACGCUCGGUUUGGGGACAUGGGCAAAAGCGCCUGAGGUGGACCCAGACGAAAGUUGA